AUGGGCCUGUAUUUGGCACACUGCCCAUAUCAUAUUGAAUACCCCAUUGAAAUUACGCCCCGGCCCUGGCCGUGGUUACGUGUCAGGAAGCGCGACUACAAUAGCACUAAAAAUGAGAGCUCUUUUGACGCGGCCGCUCAACAGCCUCGCUCGAGUGAAAUGACCUCGCUUGUUUUUUAUGGUAACUUAACUGCUCUUGCUUAUUUAGUAAUAGUGCACAUCUUGCGGUACCGCCGCAUUAGAUCUAUCGUGGCAAAAUAUCCUCCCUUGCAAGGCACUGAUGGGAAGAGCACGUCUGAUUACUGCAUGACACCAGCAGAAGCACAGAAGAUUAUCUGGACAUCGUCGCUGUAUGAUCACCCUAUGCUAGUCGAGAAGGCCUUGGAAUUUGCUCUAUUCAAAACAUACGGGAUCGAGUCGAUCUCAAAGCUACUCCUCAAAACAGGACAAUUGAGCAAGGAUAUAAACGCUAGCAGGCGAUAUCGCACUCGACUUCAGACAGCAAUAUUAAUUCAAACCUGGGUGCACGUUCCAAUUACCGGCCCCGGCUCCGGAGUCGAAGAGCUGCCAAAAGGUGCAGACCCCCGAGGAGCAAUCGCAUUGGCGCGUACGAACUGGUUGCAUUCAAAGUACACAAUUAGCAAUGACGAUUACCUAUACACGCUUUCCUUGUUCAUCAUGGAACCAGCCAAAUGGAUAGAGAAGUACGAAUGGCGGGGCUUAACCCUUUUAGAACGUCAGGCUUACUUUGUGUUUUGGUCUGAAAUCGGUCGUCGUAUGGGAAUCAAUAACAUUCCCGGAACUCUUGAAGCCCUUGUCGAAUGGUGUGAGGAAUAUGAACAGACAAACAUGGUUCCAUCUCAAACCAGUAAAACCGUGGCAGAGUUGACUACAGCUCUACUUCUCUACCACGUCCCACCCUUUGCUCGGGGCUUUGGAAAACAAGCUGUAGCGGCGCUCUGCCCGGAAAGGCUAAAUAGAGCAAUAAUGGUGCCCGAGCCUCCCGUUUGGGUCAUCAAGUCUGUUGAUGCGGUUCUGAACCUCCGUAAACUAUUUAUCAGACAUCUAUGUUUACCGAGAUCCAGCCCCCAGUGCUAUGUUCCUUUCGAUACGACUGGUCUAGGUGCACCUGGUGUAUGUCCUGCUGGAGUUUCCGUUUGUCCUGUUUCUGGCAAACAAAGCCCGAACGGUGGGCCAGUAUAUCGCCUGCAUCCAUUCUACGCUAAUAAUGACCCGUGGUACAUUGGAUCUCCAUCGGCUUUGGGCCAAAUCCUGGCCAACAUAUUGACUGUCUUGGGGAUUCGCAACCCUAGGGCUACUCCUGGGCCUCAGUUUAAACCCGAAGGAUAUCGUACCGAGGAGCUAGGACCAAGUUCGUUUGAGAAAAGUGGAAGGGAGGAGGUGCUUGCCAAUGCUGAGGCUAUAUAUGGCGGUAAGAUAACUGGCCCCUGGUCGUUCCAGUGA
Molecule: messenger RNA, 1464 nt
Organism: Rhizoctonia solani
Lineage: Eukaryota; Fungi; Basidiomycota; Agaricomycetes; Cantharellales; Ceratobasidiaceae
Exons: 9
Coding region: 1-1464 (487 amino acids)
Molecular function (GO): oxidoreductase activity
Source: RefSeq, a predicted model, not a curated record